AGCUCCCGGCCCGGUCCUCUCUGCACUCGCUUCAGUCCUCCCUCGUACUUAUAUCCCCGCCUUGACUUCUCCAUUCCCCUCCUACGCCUCCUCUUCCUCCUCCCCCUGUAGAGAGAGAGAGAGAGAGAGAGAGAGAACGAGAGAUGGGGAACAUCUGCGGUGGCUCCGGGAAGGCUCAUGUGGCGGUGGAUUACAGGCCACCUAGCCCAGAUGUCUUCCCUAAUCACUCUCAGGAAUGUUUGGAUAAUCGUGUAACAGGUACAACAAUGACCCCCAAGACAAGCGGCAGCAUAACCACCAGCAACAGCACCACGGGGAAGCUCUCCUCUGUGGACAGCAGCUUCAUGGCGUCAACCGGCAGCUGCAGCACGAGCGGCGGAUUCGACGAGGGGAACAAGUAUCCCGAGGGCCAGAUCCUGGAGGCGCCAAACCUCCGGACUUUCACAUUCAUCGAGCUCAGGGCGGCCACCAAGAACUUCAGGCCGGACAGUGUCCUUGGUGAAGGGGGUUUUGGGAGGGUGUACAAAGGGUGGGUGGAUGAGAAGACGAUGAACCCGGCGAAGAGCGGCACUGGCAUGGUUGUUGCGGUCAAGAAGCUCAACUCGGAGAGCUUGCAGGGGUAUGAGGAAUGGCAGUCAGAAAUAAACUUCCUAGGAAGACUCUCGCAUCCAAACCUAGUCAAACUCUUGGGCUACUGCUGGGAGGACAAGGAACUUCUUCUCGUUUAUGAAUUCAUGGCCAAAGGGAGCUUGGAAAACCAUCUUUUCAGGAGAGGAUGUGCUCCGCUAUCAUGGGAACUCAGGCUGAAGAUAGCCAUUGGUGCAGCUCGAGGACUUGCAUUCUUGCAUGCAUCAGAAAAGCAAAUUAUCUACCGUGACUUCAAAGCUUCCAACAUCCUUUUGGAUGCAAACUACAAUGCAAAGCUCUCCGACUUUGGCCUUGCUAAGCUUGGACCAACCGGUAGCAACUCGCAUAUCACAACUAGGGUGAUGGGCACAUAUGGAUAUGCAGCUCCGGAGUAUGUAGCUACUGGUCAUUUAUAUGUCAAGAGUGAUGUUUACGGUUUUGGAGUCGUGAUGCUGGAGAUGCUGUCCGGUCAGCGAGCGCUGGAUACCAACCGUCCAAAUGGACAACUCAGCCUUGCCGACUGGGCAAAGCCCUUCUUGGCUGACCGGAGAAAGCUUGCCCGUCUCAUGGACCAGCGGUUUGAGGGCCAGUACAAUUCCAAACAAGCCUUCCAGGCGGCGCAGCUGACGCUGAAUUGCCUGGCAGGCGAGCCCAGGAGCAGGCCAUCGAUGAAAGAAGUCGUCGAGACGCUUGAGAAGAUCGAGUCGAUGAAGAGCCGGGCAAGGGAGGCAAGAGGGAGUGGUUCGGCACGGGACUGCCAGCACAACGGUCGCAGCACGGCGCACCAGCGGUCGUCACCGCGCAGCGAACCGCGCCGUGGGUCGAGGGCCAACGGCCAUGCCACCAAGCCGCGUUGAUCCCGGCGGUGAAGCUGAUGACGAGUCUUCCUGUACAUGGCCUAAUUUUUUUGCCUGGUGUUCUUCAGUGUGUGAUGUGUGCUGAUGUUGUUGCUGCUGAUCAUGAUGAGUGUAAAACUAGCAACAAAGAGGAAUGGCUGUAAGUUGUAACCGAUAGUAAUAGAAGGAAGGAAUAAUUCUUCAAAAUGUCUUGCAAAAAUAGCUUUUUGCACCGUGUUGAAUGCUGUUGGUCUAUGAGCUGGAUCGUGAGUGCAUGAGCACGAAUGAAUGUGACGCUCCCUGAUCGAUCUGUUGGAGCAGAUAA
Molecule: messenger RNA, 1788 nt
Organism: Phragmites australis (common reed)
Lineage: Eukaryota; Viridiplantae; Streptophyta; Magnoliopsida; Poales; Poaceae
Product: probable serine/threonine-protein kinase PIX13
Exons: 6
Coding region: 144-1484 (446 amino acids)
Biological process (GO): protein phosphorylation
Molecular function (GO): protein kinase activity; ATP binding
Source: RefSeq, a predicted model, not a curated record